Messenger RNA from Melitaea cinxia (Glanville fritillary), 1034 nucleotides. RefSeq names its product ribonuclease P protein subunit p30 (gene Rpp30). Lineage: Eukaryota; Metazoa; Arthropoda; Insecta; Lepidoptera; Nymphalidae. Gene Ontology annotation, biological process: tRNA processing. The coding region runs from base 232 to 1032 and encodes 266 amino acids. The record is from RefSeq and is a predicted model, not a curated record. Gene Ontology annotation, cellular component: nucleolar ribonuclease P complex. The transcript has a single exon. Gene Ontology annotation, molecular function: RNA binding.
AAUGAAGUCAUUGACAGUCGUUAUUCGACACUAGACAUUUAUAAACAAAUGCUAAUGUAUGCGGUUUAGUAUUUACACAAAACUAUUUAUCAGUAUUUAUUCUACUGAAUUUAUUGUGUUUAGUGUUAAAAAAAUCAAACUCAUCGUUAAAUUUACCUUAGUCUUUCAUGAAACUGCAACAUUGGUAAUAUGAAGACAUAACCUAGAAGUCAUUACUAUUUUCGAAAAAAAAUGGAUACUACACAAUACGCCGGUUUUUGUGAUUUAAAUAUAGACAAAAUGUAUGAUAUUAACACGUUGAGCUUUAUUGAAAAACAAGGAUUCCAAACAGUUGCUAUAAAUACACACGUCGAAGAAGUGAACGUCGAGGAACCUAAGAAGAAAAAAAAGAAAAAUGACCCCAAGGAUAAGAAAGAUCAUAUACCACCACCUCUCGAAAUACCAGACAAGGUGAAAAAUAAUACAAAACUAAAAAUUUUACAAAGAGUAACUAUAGAAUUCUCAGAUUCUAGCAUAUGUAGUAAGUUAAAUCAAUCAGAAAAUCUUAAAAAAUAUGAUAUUGUAGCUGUUUUACCUAAAACGUUACAAGCUUUUCAGUAUGCUUGUGGAACCCUGGAUACAGAUGUAAUAACAUUUGAUCCUCUGACAAGAAUCCCUUUUAAAGUUAGUCGUAAAUUAUACAGACAAGCAGUGGAGCGUGGAAUUUUCUUUGAAAUAAUGUAUUCACCUGCAAUACGAGACUCAACCUCAAGAAGAAACAUUAUCACAACUUCUCACCUCUAUCAUGCUGUUGGCAAAUCUAAGAAUAUAAUAAUUACCAGCGGAGCAAAAGACAACACUCAAGUUCGGGGAAUCUAUGAUGUUAUCAAUCUUGGGUUUAUUUUUGGGUUAAACAAUAAUGAAAGCUUAGAAGUUGUAAGAAAUAAUCCACACAGACUCAUUCUUAAAGCUCAAGGCAGAAGAUGUGGUAAACAUUAUAUGGAAGUUUCCCAAGUAGGCGAUCAAUGUGAAAAUAAAAUACCUAAAGAAUAAUU